UUGCUUGGUUGAGGGGCGGUAGCUGAGGGGCGGUCCUGAAUCUGUAGGCUCUCUGAACAUUUUAAACACAGCAAUCUUCCUUCCUUGACUUUCAACCGAACAGUGAUUACUUCCAAGCCUAGAGAGGUAGAUAAAGAUAAUUCGUACCAGGCCCUAUACUUCUAAAUAUCACGUGAUUUUGGCGCGACACUGGCAGCCAGAAAGUCGGGAUGAGACGUUUUCCGUUUGUUGACAUUGUUAUGGUUCAGUUUUGUUGAACUAUGCCUAAAGCUGCAAACCAUCUUGAUAGAUGCCGUCUCUGCGACCAAAAUCUAAGGAUAUUUGGUACGCUCCAACAUGUGCGUUCCCUUGUGUCAAAGUCGAAUUGUACCAUUCUGACUAGGUUAUCAUCACUCGGCAUAAACCUGACACUGCACGAAGAUACAUCGACAAUUAUAUGUCAGAAGUGUUUUCGUAACAUUUGUAAGGUUGAAAAGACCAUGCAUGUGUUACAUGCAUGGAAAGCUACAACGCAAACACCGGCGUUUGGAACUCCCGGGGAAGAAGUUAUCAAGUCCCAACAAGGCCCAGUAGAGACCGGAAGAGACGAUACCAAGACCAGGUGUUUUAACUGUGAUUCCUUGAAUGAGGUACCCGAGAAGAAACGUCAACGGGAAGAAAGCCCACCAACUACAGGCAGGGGUGCCAAGAAGAGAUGCAAUGCCUCUACACAAUCCCCAGAGAAGAACAUUAUGGUUGAGGUUGUCAUUACAUACAACCCAAAAUUGAGUCAUCCAAAACCAGGAGUCGGUUCCCCUGACAACAAGGGAAGGAUGUGGAAACAGAAGAGGAAGGUAAUUGCUUCAGAAUUUUCGGGCAUGAUUGAAAACUUGGCUAUGGGCAAUAUGGUGACUUUUGCAAAAUUAGCCUUGACAAAUGAGAACAUAUCCCAAGAAAUCAGAAAGCAAAUUGUAAAUAAAAUCCAAGUGGAGGUCAAGGCAUAUGCAAGCCUCCCUAAUGUUUUUGAACCGUGCAUCUUGAGCAGUACCUCGUUGGAGAAAAUGAAGUAUUUUUCAUACGAAGCGUUGGAUAAUGAGUUGUCCAGGAAGACACCGUGGCUUUAUACCACCAUCAAUACUGCAACAGGUGGUUCCACCAUCCAUAACUGUGUGGCUGCCUCUGUGGCCCUGAGAGGUAGAAACCCCAGGCUUUCUGCACUGGCCUAUGUCAUCAACUCAACACUGACCCAAGGGGGGGUUAAGCCCAUUUUCAAAAGACUCUCUAAAAUGGGCAUUGUAACAUCAUACCAAUGUGCCAGCAGUAAGCAGAAGGAGAUGAAGGCAGCUGGGUACAACAUCAACAUCAAAUGCUGGAGGGAGGACUGUGAGCUGUUUUUCCAACAUAGUGUCAGCGGUGAAGUCUGCCCACGACCUCCUCCUACGGCUAAACCGACAGAGGAGACCGGAAGAGUGGAGGACGAGGAGAAAGCUAAAGUGGAGGUUGGGGGUCCAGUGGAGGAAGAGUGGGGUUUCCUGCUAGGAGAGACAGAAACUGAGGAAGACAGAGGAUCAACAGUACAGGAAGAGAGAGGAGAGGAGAAAGGCAGUGGUUCCCUGCUAGGAGAGACAGAAACAGAGGAGGACAGAGGAUCAACAGUACAUGAAGAGAGAGGAGAGGAGAAAGACAGGGGUUCCCUGCUAGGAGAGACAGAAACAGAGGAAGACAGAGGAUCAACAGUACAUGAAGAGAGAGGAGAGGAGAAAGACAGGUGUUCCCUGCUAGGAGAGACAGAAACAGAGGAAGUGGGACAUGCAUCAUCAGCACUACAAGGAAAUGACACACAGGAAGAGGACUCUGAUUCAGCGGUGGAUUCAGAGACGGAAUACUUUGGAUUAAACCUCACUUGUGAGAGUGAUUAGAGAAGUAGCCUAACAAAGAGUCUGUAGAUGACAGAUCUAGGCCUAGGCUACAUCUCUGAACAACAAGGGACUAAUCAUAGUUUGGGUACCAACUUACAAUACAGAUGGUGACACAUUGAACUGUACUUCUUAACAUGGUCAUAAAUAUGAUACACCGAGUGUUAUAAGACUGUAUGACAUCUUGUGUCACUGAAUGUCAAUUGCCGUUUUAUCAUGUAUUGGAAAUCAGUUUUAGAGAAUAAAAAUGCUUUGCCUUUUU
Molecule: messenger RNA, 2157 nt
Organism: Oncorhynchus mykiss (rainbow trout)
Lineage: Eukaryota; Metazoa; Chordata; Actinopteri; Salmoniformes; Salmonidae
Source: RefSeq, a predicted model, not a curated record